Molecule: messenger RNA, 633 nt
Organism: Rotaria sp. Silwood2
Lineage: Eukaryota; Metazoa; Rotifera; Eurotatoria; Philodinida; Philodinidae
Source: the annotation of a GenBank genome assembly
AUGAGUAAGAAUAUUCUAAAACUUUACUAUUUUGAUAUACGUGGACGUGCUGAAAUUAUUCGGCUCAUAUUGGCUGCUGCUAAUCGUCCUUACAAUGAUAUUCGUUUUGAUUACUCUCAAUGGCUUGAAUAUAAACCCAAAAUGCUAAUAGGUCAAAUACCUGUGUUAGAAUUUGCUGAUAAAACUCAAUUAACUCAAUCGUUAACUAUUGCUCGUUAUGUAGCACAUGAAACAGGUCUGGGUGGAAAAACCAAUCUUGAAUCCGCUAAAAUGGAUGCAGUAGUUGAUACUCAACGUGAUAUGAAUGAAAUGCUGUAUGCUUUGAUUGAUUUUGAAAAACAGGAUUUUAAAAAUAUGCAUGAAGUUACAAAGUUUAUCAAUGAGAAUCUUGGUAGACAUUGUGACAACUUAACUAAACUUAAAAAUGCUUAUAGUAAAAAUGACAAAUAUUUUGUUGGUAAUGAAUUAUCAUGGGCUGAUCUUUUUGUUUAUAAUUCAAUCGAUGAUUUAUUUCGAUUUUUACCACAAGUUAAAGAUAAAUUUGAUAAUCAAUUCAAAGGAUUAUUUGAUACGAUUCAUAAUACUGAAAACUUGAAAAAAUAUUUGAAUCAACGACCAAAAACAGUCUAUUAG